This is a messenger RNA of Triplophysa rosa, 3472 nucleotides long. RefSeq names its product small serum protein 3-like. The transcript is spliced from 4 exons. Lineage: Eukaryota; Metazoa; Chordata; Actinopteri; Cypriniformes; Nemacheilidae. The annotation marks the transcript as partial. The record is from RefSeq and is a predicted model, not a curated record.
UUGACUGGAUCUGUAUGGGUGAGAAAGGCAUUACUGGCUCUGAGUUUGCUCUUUAGUGUCCUUGUUUCUGUCAGUGAUUCUGCCUGCUAUCAUGCUCUUCCAAAACCAGGGGCAAAAUAUUGUGUUGAUGGAGUGGAUAAUUCCAAGCAUGCAGUGGGAGCCACUUGGACCAAUAGAAGAUGUUACAAAUGUACAUGCUCCACUAAAGGAAUGAAAUGCUGUGACACGAUGUUUUCUGCGCAUGUCCAUACCGAAGGCUGCACUGUGGAGUACGAUUACGACAAAUGUACAUUUGAGGUGUUUCAUACAAAGGACCGCACUAUUAAAUGUCAGUAUGGUGUUGUUGGGAAGUAAUUUCCACUGAGUAAAAAAAAUAUUAGUUGUAGGCCUACUUAAAUCAAACAAUCAUUAUGUACCCAGUACUCAACUCAACACAACUUUAUUUAUAUAGCGCUUUUACAAUUUUCAUUGUUACAAAGCAGCUGUACAUGAGACAUAUUGACUAUAAGCAAAAUAAUUAAAGUUGUACCUGCAAAAACAAGAAAAGGUUGAAAACACAGAAGACAGACAUACCCACAUACAAAACACUCCACACACACAAUAUGCACACGUACUAACACACAUAGACAUAGAGACACACACACACACACGGAUGCGCACGCACACACACACACACACACACACACACACACACGUACGUACGUACACAGACAACUACGCACACACACACACACACACACACACACACACGCUCAGUGAGAGCACACAUUUAGGAUAAAGGAGAGAGAAGCACAGGUCAAAUAUAACAGACUAUAAAUUCCUAUAUGCAAUAUUAAUUAAGUAAAACUUUAAAAUUCUAAAGCAGCCCCCCCGGUCAGGCAGAUAGUGCAAAAACAGUAUGCAAACGGUGGCGAGGAACCCAAAACUCUAAUCGAGAAAAAAAACCUCAGGAGAACCCAGGCCCAACCAGGGGAUUCCAGUUCCCCUCUGGCAAAAGCUGCUGCCUCUGCACAAGCUCCAGAGAGCUUGCACAACAAGGCUAAAUAAAAUAAAUAAACUUAAUAAUAAAAUAAAUUAUAGUUUAAGAUUAUCAUUAAUAAUCUAAUAGCAUUUGAAAUUUUGUGGUGAAGACAUGUCAAGAGACCGCUUCCUUCUUUAUCCAGCUCUAUCAUCUCAGCUCUUGUCAGGUCCCCACUUCCCAUUCUCCGCUCUACCAUCAGGUCAGGCCAUGAACUGCAUCCUGCUCGCUGUGGUAACCUUGGAACAAUGAGACAAGACUGGCUGAGAGUAGAGUACUGUUCUGUACUCUUUGAUGCAACAAGUACAUCAGUUGUGUUUUUGGUUCCGGUUGAUCUAACUAAUGCAGCCUAAACCCUCAGAAGAUUUAUAUUAUGGAAGAGUAGUGUAUGCAAGAUUAAAAAGAUGCGUCUUUAGUCUAGAUUUAAACUGACAGAGUGUGUCUGCCUCCCGGACAGUGCAGGGAAGACUAUUCCAAAGUUUAGGCACUAGAUAGGAGAAGGAUCUACCACCUGCACUUGAUUUUGAAAUUCUAGGUAUUACCAACUGACAGGACGCCUGAGAGCGUAAUGCACGUGAAGGACUGUAAUACAAAAGGAGUUCAUUCAAGUACUGAGGAGCUAAACCAUGUAAGGCUUUAUAGGUAAUAAGCAAGAUUUUAAAGUUAACGCGAUGCUUUAUAGGUAACCAGUGCAAGGUUGACAGAACCGGGCUAAUAUGUUCAUACUUUUUUGUACGUGUAAGAACUCGAGCUGCCGCGUUUUGGACCAAUUGGAGUUUUUGUAAUAAGCCUGCAGGGCAACCACCUAACAGUGCAAAUGCACGCAAAUCCACGCAAAUGCAUAGGGCCCGGCAAGCUUGGGGCCCCCCUAUUGGCCACAAGCGGUUAAAUCAUUUAAUGAUUGCUUUUGACACUUUUUUAUAAGUGGAAUGUGAGUUCACCAUAGUCUAGAAAGCAAGCACUGAAAUCUUGAGGGUUCUUUAAUCAAAUUCAUUGCUGCAACAUUUACUUGAUUUGUGUUCAUGAAUUAUUAUUGAUAACUCAAAUCAUAUUUCAUUUUAAAUGAUCAAAAUUUGCCCCACAUUUUUUCAGGUAGUGGUGCCACCCCUGGUACAGAUACACAGUCAUACGCAUAUAAAAUUUUUAAAAACCAAAACAAAGAAUGUUUAUUCUUAAACCAAACUGUUAUGCGGGGUUCAAAGUAAAAUAAAUCCAGGUUAUAUACUGUAUGUCUCACUAAUUACAUGUACUCAAUAUUACGGUUGUGCAAUUCAAAGAAAAAAAUGUUAGUAUGCAUGUGUGGGGGGCCCCGGGUCUUGACUAUGCUUAGGGCCCCCAAAAUGGUAAACACGCCCCUGUAAUGAAAAUUGAAAAAAGCGCUAUACAAAUAAAGUUGAGUUGAGUAUGUACUGGACUAUGUGCCUCAUGCACUUGUUCAGCAUUCCAUACUUUUCCAAUUGUAAUAUUGAUUGUCAGACUAGGCUGUGCAGUUACUUUACAUUGUAGUGUGAACUAUGCAUUGUAAAAAAAAAACGCACCAACACCGCCCUCACGGCAUCACACACAUUUACUAUUGUCUGGUUUCCAUAGUUUUCUUCUUUACGUUACUAAUGUUGUGGAUCAUCAAAGCACCCUGUCCCUACCCUUCUAUUCAUAUUGAUGACUAUGAACAGAUACUUGUAUAGUGUAUAUGGUUGCUAUGUGUAUAUAUACACAAAAUUGUGCUCAUCAUAAAUAUAUAUAUUUUUUGCUAAGAAUCGGAAUCGAUAAGCAGAAUCAGAAUUGCUCAAAUUAAAAUGCCAACCCAACUAAAAGGUAUCAGGAAGGCUAUUUAGGGAUCAAAUAUAUCAAAUAUGUUGUUAUUUACCAUAUGAAAAUACUUACUCAAGUUCAAACAUGGUAAAGGAACCGUCAAUAUGCAGAAAACCAAUAGCCUACAGAAUGUCAAAUUAAGGCACAUAUUGAGUUCACUAAAAUGGUGCUGAGCUGUCAUGUCAUUCCUGGUCAGGGCAGUCGUUAAAACGUGGUGACAUUUGUAGGGGCACCAGUGCACCACAAAAUCCAAGGUUCAAGUCCAUUUACUUCUGCGCCAUAGAAAUAGAUUUCAUGUGUAUUUCACAUAAAUUACCACAGGAGGGCGCCGUGCAGUUGCGUUCCUAGUCUAGACUUAAUAAUUAUUAAAUACACAACAUGUUUGAUUCAGUGAUGAAAUCAAUGGAAAGAAUAAAUCAAAUGAUUAAAAGUGAAUAGUGACCCAUGCUGAAAUUUUCUUUGACUGUACUUCGCAUAAAUCUCCACAAGAACAUACAGUGUGUUUUUACACACAACAUAUUCAGAAGUGGAUAGAACCAAAAAGGACAGAAAGCUGCGUGGACAUAAAGUUAACUGAGAGCAUCUCCAGGGAUCUCUUUUCAAACAACAAAUGCUACAGACUGGAAAAGUGCAGAGAAAAUA